Centropristis striata (black sea bass) is the source of this 3329-nucleotide messenger RNA. RefSeq lists its product as uncharacterized. Lineage: Eukaryota; Metazoa; Chordata; Actinopteri; Perciformes; Serranidae. Gene Ontology annotation, cellular component: membrane raft; external side of plasma membrane. The record is from RefSeq and is a predicted model, not a curated record. Gene Ontology annotation, biological process: interleukin-15-mediated signaling pathway; positive regulation of ERK1 and ERK2 cascade; T cell activation. Gene Ontology annotation, molecular function: protein tyrosine kinase binding; MHC class II protein binding. The transcript has 8 exons. The coding region runs from base 696 to 1439 and encodes 247 amino acids.
UGUGUGCUGCUGCUGCAGGAGGUGUUCACUUAGCCAUCUCUGUUUCUUUACAACAAGCACUGGACACUCUGUGCGCAGUUAGCACGUGCCGUUAAUUCACGAUCACUAUGUUUAUGAUCAGCGGAGACUCUGUGCAUAAUAAUUAGCCAUGCUGCUUUGUUUAUGAUCAUUUGCUUUGCACAGUUAGCGACGGCGAAAACCAUACGUCACCUCCAGAGUCUCUAAAUGCUCUGGGGGCUAACUUGUUGUGAAGACAUGCAGAGUGAUCGGGCAUUUGAGAGGGUGUGGCAUGAGCCUUUCCCGGUGGUAGUCGGCGAUACGGUCCGUGCGUGUGCUCUCCCACACGUCAACCUUACUGGGGAUUUCCACCGGGCGCCGAACGGCUCCGCCGCGGGUAAACUCCGUCCUCUGCCCGGCGUCAGUUCCCACCGGGCAAGUAACGGCAGUGUAGCGAGCCAGCCGUAUACACGCGUGAUAAUGAGAACACGCGAUAAUCCUGAACGUACUGGAGACCGCCAGAUCCCGUGAUAAACUGUAUAAGUCCAGAUAUGGUCUGCUCCCCGUAUCAGAAACAAGAUGGCGACAAGUGUAAUGCUUAACUCGAUGCUUCCAACGGGCCACAAACCAACGGGUGACUUCACGCACCCCCUGGACAACUUUCCCCCAACUUUGUCGUCAGAGUUGGAGACGUUGUCAUGUUGCCUUGUGAAAAUGUGAUGCACGAUCAGGACGGAUGCAGCCGUACUCAAUGGAUCUUCAGCUGUUCGCGAAGCAAUUUUUCUUUUACGCUGGGGAACCUCGGGCAGAUUGAUGAAACCUCCAAAGCUAAAUCUGACAGACUGAGUGUUGCAGAGAACUGCUCUCUGGUUAUAAAGACGGUCACAGUUGAGGACGUUGGUCGUUACACCUGCAGACGCUCCGGAUCACAAGAUGCUCACGUUUACCUGUCUGUUAUUAACAUGACUGAGCAGAAGGAUGGUGGUUUGGUGAUAAUGAACUGCUCCGUGUUGACGGAUGAAUGGUGCAGAAACACAGUGGAGUGGUUGUACGAGCCGCACAUGACCAUCGUUACAACAUCACGGUCUGAGUGCUCGGCCGCUGUGUCGUUUCCUGCUAGAGAGAAGAAGAGACAGGAGGCAGAAUAUGAGUUUUUUAAAUGUAAUGUGACAGAUGAGAACACUGGAGCGGUGCAGCUGUUUGACUUCAACCCUCCAGUUGAAAGCAGCACAACAGCGCCUCCAAUAACAGACCAAGGUUUGUGGAGGACCAUUAUUGUGUCUGUGGGUUUAGCAGCUCUCAUCGUAACGGUCGUGUCUGUGAACAUCUGGAUGAGAACUAAAGGGAACAGAACACAGACCGCUGUCCAUAAUGAUGCAGAUGAAGGUUCAGUGGUGUAUGAAAACGUUGGAGAACCUUCUGUUUCUAUCAGACUCCCCUGAGCAACAACUUCAACAUCAGCUCAGAAAAAGAGUCCACUGCAGUUAAACAGCAUCUCAGGAUCAUUUUGUGUUUUGUGGUUGUGGUUACAGACAGAUACAGAAAGCAUCUGUAUUUUCAUAAAUUUGCAUGUUGUAGCUUCGCCUCAGUUUUAAUAUUGUUUGUGCAGAACAAACAGCCUUGCAGGGCCUUGCAGAAGUCCCUCAAACCUGCAUUCUUCCUAAUGUCCAGCAGGGGGAGAUUCCACUGGUUGUAAAAAGAAGUCAGAGGGACAAAUUCACAAAAGGAAUACAGGGCUUUUUAAGCCACUAAAUGUGCAAAUAAGGCAAAAACAAACAUUUAAUUCUCAAAGCACAUGCAAAGGGUGAAUUGCACCUCUAACUAUGCUGCCAUGCACAUAGCAUCUCAGUUCUAUCUGCACAUGCUCAAAUUAGGUAAAAUGCAUACAUUUGGUGCAAAAUCGUCCCCAAAUCAAAAACACCAUCGUUAAUAGCAACAUGCAGUUAGAGCGAAAUUAUGGCAGUAAAUGAAACACAUUCAUAAGGGCAAAUAAAAGUUUUAGAAAAACAUUUUAGAAAAUACAUAAGAGAUUUUUGGCUCAGUCUGACUCUCGUCAGUCUCCACAGCAUUCACAUAGGCUCAUUGUGUGAAAGCGGACUGUAUGUUAUCUUUUGGACUUAAACUUGCACAAUUGUAAUUGUGUGUAAAAAGGAGGCAAAGUGCACUCAGCUUCCAACUGUAUGGCCGUGUUUGCACUGUGAUAUAAGUGCAAUAUCUUUGGUGAACAGGUCCUUAUGACGGGGCAGAUAGCGGUUGCAUGUGAUGUGCAAUUCAUGGUGCUAUCAGCGGCUACAAUCCAGGCCUUGUAAAUUUGCCCGAUAAUAUGAAAGUCAAUAAAAAAAUUAGUUAUCACUUGCUUUAUUACCUCAGUAAACAUUCUCACAAUAUGUUUAUGGUCUCAGUCAUAAGUUUUAAGUCUUCUUCAAUACAUCUAUCGUCUAUUUUACUCUUAUUGGAUCCAUAAUUUGGACGGCAUGAUGUUCUUUUAGAAAAUUAUGGACCCAAUAAGAAUAAAAUAGACGAUAAAGCAAGGUGUGUUUCAGGCAUCUCACACUGUGUUUGGUAUGGCUGAUGUCUCUAACGCUCCAAGUUCAAUAACCCAGAUUCAGUUCACGCAGAGUUUUAGUUUCACAGGAUGUUUGUCAGACUUGUGAUAUCCAAACUCUGCCCUCUUGAUUAGUAUUGCUAAUGUACUAUUAAUCUCACUGUCCAAAAUCACUUUCUUGUUCACUCACUCAUAAAUUUGCAUGUUGUAGCUUUGCCUCAGUUUUUUUUGUUGUUGUGCAGAACAAGCAGCAACCUCUGGGCCUUGCAGAAUUGCCUAAAACCUGCAUUCUUCCUAAUGUCCAGCAGGGGGCGACUCCACUGGUUGUAAAAAGAAGUCCGAGGGGCGAAUUCACAAAAGGAUUGCAGGGCUUUUGCAGCCACUAAAUAUGCAAAUAAGACCAAAACAAACAUGUAUUUCUCAAAGUACGCACAAAGGGUGAGUUGCACCUCUAACUAUGCUGCCAAGCAAAUAGCGUCUUGAUGCUCCGGUUAUAUCUGCAGAUAUUUAAAUAAGCUAAUACGCAUAUAUUUGGUGCAAAAUCAGCCCUCUGCAACUCUGUUGUGACAUCAGAACUCUGCCCUCUUGAUUAUUAUUGCUAAUGUACUCUUAAUCUGACUGUCUUGUUGCUCCCUUUUUGUAAAUAUAAACGCUCUUUCUGAAUCUGAUGCAUUCUGUUUUUAUUCACGUUUUACACUGCAUCCCAACUUUUUGGGUAUUUGGGUUGUAGUUUACGUUAAAGUUGCAGUAAAUGUGCAUUUCUUAUCAUUUUUCAUCAUCCCUGAAG